AUGUCUAGAAUGAAACGUAUUGUGAAAGAAUUGGACGAUGUCCAGAAAGAUACUGAAGCCUCGAUAACCCUUAAUCUGGUUCAAGAAGAUGAUUUAAGUCAUCUCAAGGGUACUUUUAUUGGACCACCAGAUACCCCAUAUGCAGGAGGUAAAUUUGUCGUUGAUAUCAAAAUUCCAAAUGAAUACCCUUUCAAACCACCAAUUAUGAAAUUUGACACCAAAGUUUAUCAUCCAAAUAUUUCAUCAGUCACAGGUGCAAUUUGUUUAGAUAUUUUGAAAGAUGCUUGGACACCAAUCUUGACAAUAAAGUCAUCAUUAAUUUCGUUACAGUCAUUAUUUCAAUCACCAGAACCAAAUGAUCCACAAGAUGCUGAAGUUGCUAAGCAUUAUAUAUCCGAUAGAAAUGGAUUCACCAAUACUGCUAAAUAUUGGACUCAAAUAUAUGCUUCUGAUAGCGAUUCAAAGAAUGUUAGCGAUGCCGAGUUAUAUGGUAUUGAUGAAGCAACAGUUAAAAAUUUUGAAAAUAUGGGAUUCCCAAGGGAUAAGAUUAUUGAAGUUUUAAGAAGAUUAGGUUUGAAGAAAAUCGAGUCUGGUGAACCAAGAACUGAAAAUAGAGUGAUUGAAGAAUUGCUUAAAUAG
Messenger RNA from Hansenula anomala, 639 nucleotides. RefSeq names its product E2 ubiquitin-conjugating protein UBC1 (gene UBC1). The record is from RefSeq and is a predicted model, not a curated record. Gene Ontology annotation, molecular function: protein binding. Lineage: Eukaryota; Fungi; Ascomycota; Saccharomycetes; Phaffomycetales; Wickerhamomycetaceae. The transcript has 4 exons. The coding region runs from base 1 to 639 and encodes 212 amino acids.